This is a messenger RNA of Durusdinium trenchii, 825 nucleotides long. The record is from the annotation of a GenBank genome assembly. Lineage: Eukaryota; Dinophyceae; Suessiales; Symbiodiniaceae.
AUGUCAUUUGCUGCUCAGUAUAGGAACCCCUCUUGCAGUUGCAACACCGAGAGAUUACAGGAAGAAGCAGACUAUGGAGAUGAGGCUGAUGAACAGGACUGGCGUCACAGUCGAAAACGUGGACGUGAGGAGAACCAGGAGAUCCCGGCCAAUGCUCCGUGGUGGUUGCGCCUUGGUGCUGCCCGGCAGGAGGAGAAUCGCAAGGACCGGAAGGACCAGAAGGACCGGAAGGAUGCGGAUGACCCGUCAACGCCGGCAGAGCCCUGGUGGAUGCGAAGGGGAACAGGCUUAGGAUGGCUGCCCCAUGGUGAGGCUGGGCCACCAAAAGACGAGCACCUCAGUGGAGAGGAUACGCCUCCACUGGGCCGACCAGCUUCACUGCAUGGCGAGGUAACGCCACCUUUGCCCAAUGAAGAUGAGGGGAGUGUGACUCCGCCGUUGCUGGAUGAGGGAAGCGUGACCCCGCCCUUCAAGGAGGAACCCGAAGGCCCUGCGGAGGUGCCGACAUUCUCAGAGCCCUCCAAUGGCUUGAAGCGUGGCAGGUCGCCGCUGAGACCACCUCACCCACCGAAGCCACCAGCACAUGUGGAAGUGGAGGGUAUGGUCUUGCAGGCCCUCCGUGAGAAGGAUUCCACCAUACCGCAGAACUGGCCAGCCAUCGUUGCUGCUGCUUAUGCGAACGAGCAUGACAGCGUUCAGUGGCUCAUCAACUCCAAGGUGGAUGUGAACGCUGCAAAUUCAGCAAAGUCGAGCGCUCUGUCGCACGCAGUUAACACUCAAACAACUAAGGCGUAUGGUCCACAGUUUACUGGAAGGGAGAGCUGA